Messenger RNA from Tremella mesenterica DSM 1558, 1338 nucleotides. RefSeq lists its product as uncharacterized. The transcript has 5 exons. The record is from RefSeq and is a predicted model, not a curated record. Bases 1 to 1338 code for a protein of 445 amino acids. Gene Ontology annotation, molecular function: DNA binding. NCBI's taxonomy places the organism in Eukaryota, Fungi, Basidiomycota, Tremellomycetes, Tremellales, Tremellaceae.
AUGUCAGACCUACAACUAGGUCAUGUCAUACAACAUGAUACUGCAGCAGACGAAUUUCCCUCUCCUUCUCCAGACCGAUCCAUGUCCUAUCAUCCAUCAGACGAAGGACAAGAGGAAGAAGAAGAACAAGCCGCUCAAGCCAUUUCUGCCGCUGUAGCAGCUUCAUCAGAUCAACAUCAUCAUGGACCCUCCACAUCCUCAUCCCGUUUCAUCUACACUCCGCACACUGUCGGCGUCGGGUCUAAUCUGAGUAACUCUGAACAGAUCGCCAUUCUGAGGGAACAUUAUUCGAGGAAUCCUAAUCCUGGCAAGAGAGAAUUGGAGAUGUUAGCUGAGAAAACGGGGAGACCUUGGAAUAGGAUAAGAGAAUAUUUCAGACAGAGAAGGAAUAAAUUAAGGGGUUUAGAUACUAUGGAAGAAAUGGAAGAGCCUGGUAGGGCCACAGGUUGGCUACAAGUAACCUAUCGAACAGCCCCUCAAACUUCUCAUGUUUCCCAACUAAACCUUUACAAUUCAUAUCGUCUUCGAUUCGAUCCCUACUCCUCUCAAGCUCCCUUACUGGGAGGUCAAGAACUCAUCCAACUGGCAUGUGCCACAUUCCCAGGAUGCGAAUUGGCAAGAGAUGAUGAUAAGUACAUCCUGAAAGGGUUGAAGGAGAGAAUGGAGAUGUCGAUGGAUCAUCAACCCGAACCUGAAUUGGCUGAACCUAUUCGAGCGAGCAAUUGGUUACUGAACAACUACCAUCCUUCCGAAUCAAAUAGUAUAACCCAAACCGAUCUUUACUCUUCGUACGCAACACGUUACUCCCUUCCCGCUCACCAAACAUCAGAACCUUCUUCCCCUAACACACAACGUCUACAAGAUCUGGAAAACUUAGCGGCCGUUUCUGCUCAUCCCGAUCACCUGAACUUCUCAACCGACAAUGGGUUUGAGGGUGAUGAAGAUAAAGGAAAUACCACUCCACCGAGAUUAUUGAACCCAGUGGAACUUAUCUCACUCACUAAGAUCGCUUUUCCAGAUGCGGUUCCCGCGGUGGAUGAACAAGGGAGAUUUGUGAUUAAAGGGUUGGAGAGAAGAGAGGGUGUGGAGAAAAGUAGAGGACCGAAAAUGGGAGAUAUUUAUCCUUUCGCUUUGAUGACUGCUCCAGCACCUUCAGAUCCAGAUCAUCCAUUAAGGACGUUAAUCAAACGUAAAUUAACUUCUUUGGAACAACUUGAAACAUCAUCAGAGAAGAAAAGAAAAUUGACGGUGGAUGAUGAAGAGUUGUUAGAUGGACUGAAAAGGUUUAGGAAUUCUGAUUUAGGUAGAGAAGUGAGAGACGUUUGUGUACAACAAUGA